ACUCAGGUAAAUCUAACCGAUCGAUCAAACACUUGUGUUGCUUCUUCGUCGAUAAUAACCAGACAAAGAAAAAAAAAUAAAUAAAUGUGGUCAGUUGAAUACGACAAGCAACGCGAUAAUAUAAAAUAAUAUUUUUUAAAUUUAAAAAAUAGAAGAAGUCAUGGAGAACCAGCAGGUGUGGGUACGUGACCCAAACGAGGGAUUUAUCAUUGGAAAGUUUACAGACAUGGUGGAUGGUGAUGCUCUCAUUGUCCCUUUGGAUAAAAAAUAUUCACAACGUACAUGUCCUCUUGAUGAAGUUUAUCCAGCAGGAGAAUACACCAAAGACGUCGAAGACAAUUGUGCCCUGAUGUACCUGAAUGAGGCAACUCUUCUUAACAAUAUUCGCACUCGUUAUUUUAAAGAUCGUAUAUAUACUUAUGUUGCAAAUAUUUUGAUUGCUGUUAAUCCAUAUUGUCCAGUAAAAGAUUUGUAUUCAUCACAAACAAUAAAAAAAUAUCAAGGAAAAUCAUUGGGUGAAACACCACCUCAUGUAUUUGCAAUUGCUGAUAAAGCAUUUAGAGAUAUGAAAGUAUUAAAACAAAGUCAAAGUAUAAUUGUAUCAGGUGAAUCAGGAGCUGGUAAAACAGAAUCAACAAAAUAUUUAUUACGUUAUUUAUGUGAUUUAUGGGGCUCAACAGCUGGACCAAUUGAACAAAAAAUUCUUGAUGCAAAUCCAGUAUUAGAAGCAUUUGGUAAUGCUAAAACAAAACGUAAUAAUAAUAGUUCACGUUUUGGUAAAUUUAUGGAAGUACAUUUUGAUAAUAAAUGUCAAGUUGUUGGUGGUUAUAUAUCACAUUAUUUACUUGAAAAAUCACGUGUAUGUAUACAAAGUCCAGAUGAACGUAAUUAUCAUGUAUUUUAUUUAAUGUGUGCUGGUGCACCAAUUGAUUUACGUCAAAAAUUAGGUAUAACAAAACCUGAUGAUUAUCAAUAUUUAAAAAAUGGCUGUACACAAUAUUUUUGUAAUGAUAAAUCAAAUAAAAAAUUAAAUGAUUCACAAAAAAGUAAAAAUCAUAUGACAAAAGGUUGUUUAUCUGAUCCAAUAUUAGAUGAUAUUGAAGGUUUUAAUUCAGUUGAUAAAGCAUUUACACGUCUUGGAUUAAAUGCAAAUGAAAGAUUUGAAAUUUAUACAAUGGUUGCUGCUGUAUUACAUCUUGGUAAUAUUUCAUUUGAAGAUAAUCCUGAGGAUACAAAAGGUGGCUCAAGAAUAACAAAAUCAUCAGAUAAUGCUGUAUUAAUGACAGCAAAAUUAUUAAGUAUUGAUACUGAUGAAUUACGACAAGCAUUAAUAUCAAAAGUAAUGCAAACAAGUCGUGGUGGUAUUAAGGGUACAGUUAUAAUGGUACCAUUAAAAGUAUAUGAAGCAAAUAAUGCACGUGAUGCACUUGCUAAAGCAAUAUAUUCAAAAUUAUUUGAUUAUAUUGUAUCAAGAAUUAAUGAUAGUAUACCAUUUAAAGCAUCAAGUUAUUAUAUUGGUGUACUUGAUAUUGCUGGUUUUGAAUAUUUUAAAGUUAAUAGUUUUGAACAAUUUUGUAUAAAUUAUUGUAAUGAAAAAUUACAACAAUUUUUUAAUGAAAAAAUAUUAAAAUAUGAACAAAAUUUAUAUUCAAAAGAAGCACUUAAUGUACCAAAAAUAUCAUAUGUUGAUAAUCAAGAUUGUAUUGAUUUAAUUGAAUCAAAAAUAAAUGGUAUAUUUAGUUUACUUGAUGAAGAAUCAAAAUUACCAACACGUAGUUAUUCACAUUUUACAAGUGAAGUACAUAAAACAUGGAGUGGUCAUUUUCGUAUAACAUUACCACGUACAUCAAAAUUAAAAGCACAUCGUGAAUUACGUGAUGAUGAAGGUUUUGUAAUACGUCAUUAUGCUGGUGGUGUUUGUUAUCAAACAUAUCAAUUUAUUGAAAAAAAUAAUGAUUCAUUACAUGCAUCACUUGAGGGUCUUAUACAAGAAAGUGAUAAUAAUUUUUUACGUACACAAUUUGAAAAAUUACCAAGUCAAAAAGGUAAAUUAACAUUUAUAAGUGUUGGUAGUAAAUUUAAAACACAAUUAGGUGAACUUAUGGAUAAAUUAAAAUGUAAUGGUACAAAUUUUAUACGUUGUAUUAAACCAAAUAAUGAUAUGAUUGAUCAUUCAUUUGAUGGUGCUAGUAUACUUGGACAAUUACGUUGUUCUGGUAUGACAUCUGUACUUGAACUUAUGGAACAUGGUUAUCCAAGUCGUGUACCAUUUAAUGAACUUUAUAAUAUGUAUAAAACAUAUUUACCACCAGAAUUAGCUAAAUUAGAUCCACGUUUUUUUUGUGAAGCAUUAUUACAUAGUCUUAAAUUAAAUAAUAAAGAUUUUAAAUUUGGUAUAACACGUGUAUUUUUUAAACCAGGUAAAUUUGCUGAAUUUGAUCGUAUUAUGAAAACAGAUCCAGAUAAUUUAAAAAUACUUGUUGCUAAUGUUAAAAAAUGGCUUGUUAAAUCAAGAUGGAUUAAAAUACAAUUUUGUGCAUUAUCUGUUAUUAAAUUAAAAAAUAAAAUUAUUUAUCGUCGAAAACAUUUAAUUGUAUUACAAAAAAAUGCACGUAUGUAUAUUGCUAUGAAACAACAUCAACCACGUAUCAAAGGUAUUAUUAAAAUUAAAAAUUUUAAAAAACAAUUAACACAAAUGCAUGAUAUAUCAAAACAAUUAAAUAUAUCAUCAAGAGAUAAAACAAUCAAUGACAUAAUACAAUUACAAAAAGACAUUGAUAUAUCUGUUGAUAAAAUUAAAAAUAAUCCAACAAUAAAUACAACUGAUAUUGAUUUAUUAUAUACAAAACUUUCAAAUGGUGUUAGUAAUAUGAUGAAUUAUCUACAAGAUACUGUUAAACAACAAAAAAUUGCUGAAGAACAAACACGGCUUAAAAAUAUUAAGCUACAAAUGGAAGCUGAUGAAAAAUUAAAAAAUGAAGAAUUAAAUAAAAAAAAAGAAGAUGAUGAAAAUCGUCGUAAAAGAAUUGACAUGGAAGCAAGACGUAAAAAUGAAGAAGCUGAAAGAUUUAAACAAGAAGAAGAAGAUAAAAAAACAGCAUUAGCACUUCAGCUACAGUUGGAAAAUGAAGAAAUGGAAAAUAGUAGAUAUCGUGAAUUAUUAGAACAAGAAAGACGUGAUCAUGAUUUAGCUGUACGUCUUGCACAAGAAUCAAAUGGACAAGUUGAAGAUUCACCACCACUUCCAAGAAGUGACUCAGAUGUGCGGGUAACUACACCAAACAACAACAGGCUCAUCAGAUCGGAGCAAGUGCGAAAUAAUCAGGCAAUGAUGAUUAAUAAAAAAUUCGAUUUAUCAAAAUGGAAAUAUUCAGAGCUACGAGAUGCCAUAAAUACAUCUUGUGAUAUUGAAUUACUUGAGGCAUGUCGUCAUGAAUUUCAUCGUCGUUUGAAAGUUUAUCAUGCUUGGAAAGCAAGAAAUCGUAGACGUACAACUAUGGAUGAAAAUGAAAGAGCUCCAAAGUCUAUUAUGGAAGAAGCUGCAAAAUCACCACGUACUCCAAUGAAACAACAAAUUGUUGAAUCAUCACAGCGUUUUUUCCGUAUUCCAUUUGUACGUCCUGGUGCAAGUGGUCAAUCAGAAAAUCCAAAUACUGCUGGUAAACGUGGAUGGUGGUAUGCACAUUUUGAUGGUCAAUAUGUUGCACGACAAAUGGAACUUCAUCCUGACAAACCACCAAUUUUACUUGUCGCAGGAGUUGAUGAUAUGCAGAUGUGUGAGCUAAGUCUAGAUGAAACUGGUUUAACAAGAAAACGUGGUGCUGAAAUACUUGAGCAUGAAUUUAAUCGUGAAUGGGAACGUCAUGGUGGUAAACUUUACAUUAUUCCGGGUGAUCGCAAAAAAUAAUAUUUCGAAAAUUAUGAAAAAAAAAAAAAACA
This is a messenger RNA of Aphidius gifuensis, 3939 nucleotides long. RefSeq names its product myosin heavy chain 95F (gene jar). Bases 161 to 3907 code for a protein of 1248 amino acids. Gene Ontology annotation, molecular function: actin filament binding; microfilament motor activity; ATP binding. The record is from RefSeq and is a predicted model, not a curated record. Lineage: Eukaryota; Metazoa; Arthropoda; Insecta; Hymenoptera; Braconidae. The transcript has 9 exons. Gene Ontology annotation, biological process: actin filament organization; vesicle transport along actin filament; endocytosis. Gene Ontology annotation, cellular component: actin cytoskeleton; myosin complex; endocytic vesicle.